AUGUAUGCAGAGGCUGAUAGAUUUCUGAGAUCCGAGUAUGGAAACAUUAUGCAUUCGGAUCCCAACAUGUCCAUCACUGCUUCUGGGAGUGAAGAUGAUUUGUACAUACGUUAUAGCAGCGCUUCCACUUCCGGCCCUGCCCUUUUUGAAUCCCAUAGGACGAGCCUUGAAGGCUCACCCUUGGCCAUGUCACCCUGGAACCGAACCGCUUCUUUCAUGAAACCUUCAGCUCUCUCUUCCGAGAACGGCAGCGUUCCGGCUACAGCCUCAUCGGCUCGCUUACACAACUUGAAGGAAUUCACGGGGUUUAAAUCAAACAGCGGGUUGGUUAAGGCCAUUGUGAUAUCCGGGCAAAAGAUUUUUACUGGUCAUCAAGAUGGGAAGAUUCGUAUUUGGACAAUCUCCCCUAAGGACCCCAGCAUUUACAAACGAACUGGAACUUUGCCAACUCUCAAAGAUGUCCUUAAAAGUUCCAUUAAACCCAGAAAUUACGUGGAAGUGAAGCAUAAGCGGUCUUUAUGGAUAAAACAUUCGGAUGCGGUGUCGUGUUUGAGCUUGAAUCAUGAACAAGGUCUUCUUUAUUAUGCUUCAUGGGAUGGGACAUUCAAAGUUUGGAGGAUUUCUGAUUCCAAAUGCCUUGAAUCGAUUCGGGCACACGACGACGCCGUUAACUCCGUGGUUUCGACCUUGAGUGAAAUGGUUUUCACCGGCUCCGCAGAUGGAACCGUUAAAGUGUGGAAAAGGGAACAACACCGGAAAGGAGCAAAGCAUAUGUUGGCCCAAACUCUUUUAAAACAAGGCUGUGCUGUUACGGCGUUGGUAAUCAACACCAAGGGUUCGGUAUUGUACUGUGGCUCCAGUGACGGCGUAGUCAAUUUCUGGGAAGUUGAGAAGCAACUAGCCCACUGCGGGGUCCUUAAUGGGCACAAGCAGGCGGUUCUUUGCCUCGCUGCGACUGAGAAUCUGGUCUUUAGCGGAUCUGCUGAUAAGACUAUACGUGUUUGGCGGAAGGACGGCAACAUCCAUACCCUUCUGCGUGCUGACGGGGCAAAUGGGGCCGGUGAAGUGCUUGGCCGUGGAAAAGGAUCAUGA
Molecule: messenger RNA, 1092 nt
Organism: Hibiscus syriacus
Lineage: Eukaryota; Viridiplantae; Streptophyta; Magnoliopsida; Malvales; Malvaceae
Product: protein JINGUBANG-like
Exons: 2
Coding region: 1-1092 (363 amino acids)
Molecular function (GO): protein binding
Source: RefSeq, a predicted model, not a curated record